CAAUAGCUGAAGAUAUCGGAUUCGUCUCAAUCUUAUCUUUCCAUUAAUCAGGCAUACUCUACUAUUACUAUCAUUUCCAUUACGUGCAUGAUAUCAGUCGCCUCAUUUCUCGGAUCCAAAUAAGAACCUUUCUUUCUGCUUUGCUGUUGUUUUAGUGGCCCAUACACUUGGAUGAGGGAGUAGCAUCACUCUCCUGCAUCUGCAUUGUUCCAAUGCAAGUCUCACGGCACGUAUCAAAUUGUGUUUCAGUGCACCACCUCCAUCGCCAAUUGAAUCGACCAUCAGCUACAGCUUGCAACCCAUGUAUGCACCAUCAGAUUUGGGCGCGCAGAUACGUUUGCGACCAAAGCUUCCCCCGAUACGCCGCUAUGAUUGUUGAGGAAACCCGCAUCGAAUCCACCACAAUUAUCCCUCCCGAUGGCCGAGAUGAUACAAGACAGUACUCAUGAUGGUCAGGGAAGAAAUACCCCAGCACAGUCAGGCCAAACUGUUGUUCCAGAAACGCUAAGCAUGCCCAUCACUGCAAAGGCAGCUAGCUAGCUAGCUUAGCUUUGUGGUAUUCUUAGCAACCGUGUCCCUGCGACCCAUCGUCGAUGAGUUUUACAGCUUGGUAAAAGUGAUUCAGAACUCGACCACAAAGCUCGCCCAGUGUGAGACAAGACCAGUACUGUAUAUCAAACCAUUUUCUGCGUUCGCAUCGAAAAUUAAAGAAUCUGCUACACCACUGAGCCGUCAUAACACUUCAUCAGCCAGACUUCUCCAAGGUAGUUCAUGCCUUCAAGUGACUGAAAUCAUGACCAAAUCGCGCCGAGUGACAAAACACUCUAUCCCCAGCAUCUUUCCACUUCUCAAAGCUCGCUUCCCGCCUGGCGCGUCUCUUCUCAAUCGAAUCUGGGUGAUGUGACGGCAUGUGCCAGUCCCUCAAUGCGUCUUUGAAGUCAUCUCCUAGGAUCUGGUUCUCGCUCCUGUAGCUACUCCCUAGCUGCACAACCACAGAGUAAUUCGUCCUGUCGUUGACGAGCCACUGAUGUGGUUCCUCGCUGCUUAGAGGUUUGCGGUUGGUAGUCCAAGACGAUUGAUGGCUAUCCCGAGAAUCCUGUAUCAACACAGCUGAAGACGAAAACGAAGCGUUGGUCAGUUCUGAGAUUGGGGAGGGCACUCAAAAGUCUUAAAGGGAUGCGGGCUUCGGGAUUGUCAUGUCGAUAAUAAAAGUCGGCAGUUCAUGCAAAUGAGUGCUCGCCCAAAGCUCACGCGCAUUUUGCAACACCAUGACCAGAUUGGGGCCAUAUCACGCCAAUAUUGACCAACUGCAAGCCAGAAUUAAGAACCACGUAUUCGAUUCCGUUCUAAUAUGCCAGGGCAGGCCUCAAAAAGCGGCUGUUGGGUAUUGGGUGCCAGGUUGGGUGCCGUUGGGCUACAGCACAUCUUAGCACAUCACCUCACGUGUGAGGUUUGGAAUUUCCAUCUUCCUUCGAGAAGAGAUAAAGAGAAAGAGGCCUAGUCUCUAGUCGAGGCUGUGCUGCAGCAGUAUGCUUGUCACAUGGGCCCUGCUUGUUGAGAAAAGCCCCCGAGAUCAUCCGCCAAAGUUGGUUUGCCAGCUUAACGCAUGCACAGCCAUAACCAUGGCCAAUCAGACAGGCAUAUUGUGUUGCUGAAAUUACAAUCCGAGCAAAUUACAUACAAUCAACUCACCCACUUGAGCAUGAAAAUGACACGCGAGGCACCGGCAUUCUACGUCUUUUAUAAAUGAGGCGCUCCCCAAGGCAAUCUAGAAUUACAGUCUAUACCGCCAAGAGCCAGGAAAAGUGCAAAAUGCUGCUGUCCUUAAAAACGGCGAACAGCCCAGUCGCCAUUUGCGGGCGAUUCCCAAUUUCAUUCAGCACUCAACAAUCUUUUGACUUACCUAUGCGCGACUCGCAAAAGACAGAGCGAGAACAAGAGCAAGAACAAGAACCAUGGAGUUUAGAGAACGAUCGUUUUCACGGGGGACUGAUGAGAGGCUACCCAAACCUACAACACGCAUGAACGACGAGACUUGGGAAAAGUUUAAGCCUUUUCUAUGCAAUCUUUACAAGAAAUAUACCCUGAGUGUCGUCAUGAACGUCAUGGAGAAGAAGUACGGUAUUGUUCAAAGCAAGCGACAGUAUGGCUAUCGUUUCGAGAAAUGGGGCAUAAAAAAGUACAACGCGAAUGAGAAAAAGACCUCUCAUAAUUCUCUAUCACCUAGUGGUAUUAACGACUCGAUGGACUAUGGUGAGAUUGGGGCCGAGUUCGACCCAGAAGCUCUCUCCUUCAACCAAUACCCCAUGUCUGACCGUUGCGGCCCAGACACUCGAAUGACCGCCGUCGGAUCGGAGAACAUGGAGUACGACGAGUCGCUCGAUAUUCACAGAGCCUCAAAGGUUGUCAUUUCAUAUCCGUGGGCAACUGGGUCAUCUGAGGAAGCGAACAAACUGGCUGCUGACUUUUGUGCCGCCAUGCUCGAUGACACAAACGCAUUUGCCUUAUACGCGAAUCUCUACGGGGUCUUGUCGAAUAGGAGCCAGUCUGUUCCUGAGACUCGUGAGUUUCUUGCCAUCUGUUGUGCCCGUGUCGCUGGUAAACCAGACAAUGCCCGUAGCGCCAGGGCGAUUCUUGCCAGGGAAUGGACUGGGACACCAACGACUCGAGUUUCAGACUCUCCGUUUGUCCUAUCGAUGCUCAAAGUGUACGUGGGAAGUCACCAAGAAGAUUCGGACAAGUCGGCUUUUGUCAAACAAAUCAGCCGUAAUGUCGAGCAACUGGUUGGCAGCGACGGAUCACUUGGAGAGGUUUCACGCAAGUACUCGUCUAUCGAUCUCGUAGCCUACUUUUUUCUUGAUUACGCCCUCGAGACGUAUGACGAUUGUUUUGACGACUCCAACCCCCCGACUUUUAUGGCUGAGCACCUCCUGAACGAGUUCAUCACGACCCAACCUUUUAUGAACGCUUUACGCAACGACUGUCCAUCCCCCCUAAGUCUCUGUCUCAGGUGGUGCAAGGAACAGCUCCGACUCAACCACCCCGUGGCUCUACAAGAUGCCACAGUACAGCCAAGUACUGAUAUGCGUUGUUGGUGGUACAAUAUUCGUGUCUUUUGCACUCUAUGGGGAGUAAUGACGCAUUUGGUACAGGCGAAUUGUGCCCCUGCGUGGUAUGCUCAGUGCGAAUCAGCCUUUGGUAUCCCUCCAUCAGAACUUCUCAUAACACUGUCAUGGAUGAUUCGUGCAAAGGCAACUCCAACCGAGACUGAUCGCAUCAUCUCUGAUACCGAACUACUCACUCAGGCUGCUGAUGGCGCAGAUAAGCUCCUCCAAGUCGACGAGUCGCAAUUGUGGAUAGACUUUCUCGACAGGUUUACUUGGAUGAACGAACUGGCCAACCCGGGUGAUGCCGAGAGGUCUUUCGAAGCUGCUGUCCAGGAUGAGCUGCGCAAGUAUGUUUCCAAGAUGCUUGGAGUCGAGUUGCCACAUCCAGCAGGGAGCCAAUCUGCCGGUGUUGGAGGGGUGGACUUUUACAGUUUUCCUCAGCAUGGAUUUCCUGACUUUGACAUUAACUCUCAAAUGGACUACUAUUGACGGCCAUCUUUUUACAUGGCUUAGAUAGAGUCCCUAGAAUCUCCUUCUUUACCUGACUUUAUUCCUUCUUGGCUCAAGAUUCAAUUUCCGACUCAUAACAUGUUCCGUUUUUAAGCCAUAGCAAAAAGCUGUUUCAAUGGUAUAGACAGUAUAAUCAAACAAAACCAGACAGACAAACCCAGUCUAUAUGAUGUAGGGGUAUAAUCCGAAGUAAUCUUUCAGUACCGGCAACUUCCUCAUCCACACGCCAUGCUUGAUGCCACAUCUAACAAAACAAAUAGAAGAAUUAAAGGAAUA
Molecule: messenger RNA, 3893 nt
Organism: Fusarium verticillioides 7600
Lineage: Eukaryota; Fungi; Ascomycota; Sordariomycetes; Hypocreales; Nectriaceae
Exons: 3
Coding region: 1956-3596 (546 amino acids)
Source: RefSeq, a predicted model, not a curated record